Rotaria sordida is the source of this 486-nucleotide messenger RNA. The record is from the annotation of a GenBank genome assembly. NCBI's taxonomy places the organism in Eukaryota, Metazoa, Rotifera, Eurotatoria, Philodinida, Philodinidae.
AUGAUUUCUUCGACACUAUCCGUUCUUAUAUUAGUACUGAUAUUUUCAGUAAAUGACAUUCAAGCUUAUCGAAAGAGAAGUUCAGAUGCUAUGUGCAGUUCAACAGAAAUACAGGUUGAUUGCGCUCCACUUCUAAGAUGUCAACCGACUUGUGAAAAUCCACAAGGAAUGCCAUGUCCGCGUAUUUGCAGUCGAUAUCCAUGUGUGUGCAAAGAAGGUUUGUUGCGUGAUGGAAACAAUAGCUUGAUUUGUAUCGAUGCAUCGAGAUGUCCUCUUCUAACAAAAGCUGCUCCUGAAUGUGGUGAAAACGAAGAACCAAAUGAAUGUGUUAAUCCAUGUCAACCAUCGUGUCAAUCGCCAAAUCGUAAACCAUGUCCGACAUUGCAAUGUUUAUCUGGUUGUGUAUGUAAAGAUGGUUAUCGACGUGCCAACAAUAACGUGACAAGUCUGUGUAUCAAAUGUGAAGAGAUUAUAAUUGAACCAUGA